This is a messenger RNA of Dufourea novaeangliae, 4056 nucleotides long. RefSeq names its product transcriptional activator cubitus interruptus (gene ci). The transcript is spliced from 11 exons. Gene Ontology annotation, cellular component: nucleus. The record is from RefSeq and is a predicted model, not a curated record. Lineage: Eukaryota; Metazoa; Arthropoda; Insecta; Hymenoptera; Halictidae. Gene Ontology annotation, molecular function: DNA-binding transcription factor activity, RNA polymerase II-specific; RNA polymerase II cis-regulatory region sequence-specific DNA binding. The coding region runs from base 190 to 4056 and encodes 1288 amino acids. Gene Ontology annotation, biological process: regulation of transcription by RNA polymerase II.
GGCAGCACAACGGCGAUCGGCAGCGCGGCCACCGGUGGCGGUGGCGGAGCGAGCGGCGGUGGUGGAGGUGGAGGAGGAAGCGGAGGUGGCGGGGCUGCCGGGAACGGGACUUCCGGCGGCGAUUUCCUCCGGAGAAGUCACCCCCUAUCGGAGCACACGGCCCUGCAUCCCGCCUACCGGCUCAACUACAUGGACCACCUUUACCACCAGCUCCAGGCCUCCACGCACAGUCCCAACGCCUCGUUACACGGACUGGGUGGUUUGGGGCCCGAAUACCUUCUGCAUGCGGCAGGGCCGGCGAGCACGCUCGCUUCCACGGAAUUUCCUUUCUCCAUCGACGUGUCGGCGUCAUCGAGGUUGGGAAGCCCCCGUUCCUCGACGAUCCGUGCAAGCCGGAAACGCGCGCUAAGCAGUUCCCCGUACUCCGAUCGCUUCGACAUCGACAGCAUGAUCCGUUUUAGCCCGAAUAGUCUGGCCUCGAUCGUGAAUGGAUCCCGAAGCAGCAGCGCGAGCGGCAGCUACGGUCAUCUUUCCGCCGCAAUGAGUCCAACCUUGGGAAUGCACCCUGGAAUGGCGCCGCACCUGCAGCAGCUUCAGGCGCAUCUUUUGAGGAGCGCAGCCGCCGCGGCCCUGUUACCUCAUGCUCACCCCUUGCAGCCCCCUGCGCCACCACCGCCGCCACAUCCACACUCUCACGCUCAUGGAUUGUCGCCCCAUUCGCAAUUGUACCCCGGUGUGCCACCUCAUUCCACGGCUUCGGCGACAUUGGGACCACAUGGAGGACUGCCACCGAAAUCCGAGAGCGCGGAGUCGUGCAGGAAAGCCUCGGAAUCGUCGACCAGGUCGGUCACGGCGGAGGCAGACACGUCCUCCAGAAGAGCAUCCGCCAAGGUGAAAAGAGAACCGGCGACGACCACCACGAACGCGACCACGACGACUGCGCCACCGACUCAUCCUCAGGGACUAAGCCCUAGCGAGGAUCUACGGGACGAGCCUGGUGAUUUCAUCGAGACGAAUUGCCAUUGGAGGGACUGCGGCCUCGAGUUUCCGACUCAGGACGAUCUGGUGAAACAUAUAAAUAACGAUCACAUUCACGCGAAUAAAAAAAGCUUCGUUUGCGGCUGGGAGGAAUGCUCCAGGGAAGAAAAGCCAUUCAAGGCUCAGUACAUGUUGGUCGUCCAUAUGAGAAGGCACACUGGUGAAAAACCCCACAAGUGCACCUUCGAGGGAUGCUUCAAGGCCUACUCGCGACUGGAGAACCUAAAGACGCAUCUGAGGUCACAUACAGGCGAGAAACCGUACACUUGCGAAUAUCCUGGAUGCAGCAAGGCCUUCAGCAACGCUAGCGACCGCGCGAAGCAUCAGAAUAGAACUCAUUCCAACGAGAAACCGUACGUCUGCAAGGCGCCAGGCUGCACCAAGAGGUACACCGAUCCGUCGUCCUUGAGGAAACACGUGAAAACCGUGCACGGCGCGGAAUUUUACGCGAACAAAAAGCACAAAGGCGGUGGCGGAGACGGCGGUGGAAGCGACGAGGCUGGGGCAGGCGGGAACAGUCCCAGCAGAAGCGAGGACCUUCAUCCGAAGACGCCGAGCCUGUCGAGCCCCAGCGUGAAGUCUGAGAGCGAGGCUAACAGUCCACCCAGCAUGAUGCAACAGCAAGGCAGCCCGUUGGUGGGUGGCUGCAACGAUGAAGUCGCGGCUGCCGGCGCGUUGACGGGCGAGGGUGUCGUGCUCGCCGAGGAACCAUGGAACGAAGAACCCGAUGACCUGGAUAUCGCUGAUCUUCCAGUUGCUCUCCGUGCUAUGGUCGGUGGAAUGGAGUCGCAGCAACAGCAACAGGCCCCGGCGCCCGCGUCAAGAAACCGUUUGAAAGGAAGAUUACAGGCAAAGGGUAUGCCCAGCCUGCCUGUCGUCUCUGGAUUGAGAGGAACGCGUGGCAUGGGCCCUCAGGGCAAUAUCGGUGACCUAAACAGAAGGAUCACUGACCUGAAAAUGGAAAGCGGUGGUUCUGCUCGUCAGACGAGCCUGUCAGACCUCCAACUUAGGUUACAACCGCUGAACGAGCCGAGACGGGACAGUAACACAACCGUGAGCACCUAUUACGGUAGCAUGAAGUCCACGGAGUUCGGCAGUAGAAGAAGCAGCCAGGCAAGCGGUGUCAGCGCCGUAAGAAUGGCCCACGUUGGUCCUGGAAGCUUCUACGAUCCUAUCAGCCCCGGUACGUCUAGGAGAAGCAGCCAAAUGAGCACCACUUCUGGUAGAGUGAAUCCUCCCAGUCAUCUUCAAGGACCGUACUCGACGAGCAAUCUUGUUGUCCAGACGCAGAACAUGUCCCUUCAGGGUCUUCACGGAGUACCCGGCGAGUGGACCGGUCCAACUGGCCACUGUACGCAACCUUCCGGUGACCGUCGCAUGUCUGAGCCCGCUAGGGGUCAACAAGCUCAAAGAAAUUCCCCGGUUGUGCCGCCUAGACCUAGGUCAGCUCAAUUCCCUGAACGUCAUCCGAAUCAGGAAGUGAUUUUGGACGAGGUGGGCGAAGGUGAAAUGGUGGAGAACAAACUGGUCAUUCCGGACGAGAUGAUGCAGUAUUUGAAUCAGGUUCAGGCGGGUGGAAGCCAAAUCAGUUAUCGCAGCAGUCCCCUACCAGUCUGCCAAUCACCGGUAUGCAGUAAUCCUAUGCACUGUCAGCGUCCGAUGCAACCCAUCUGCAACUACAACCAAUCCCACCAACAGCACUGCUACGCCCAACAAUCAUCCUCCCAAUCGACUUGCACGAAUUACCAGAAUACAUCUCCAUCCCCGUACAACCAGUGUCCCAGCUCCAGGCCAGCUCCACCCAAUCCUCAAUACUGUCCACCACCGAGCUACCCAUCGCAACCGAACGGCCAGGUGCUCAGUCCUGCAGCGGGUCAAGUCAUGUCACCAGGAUCUCAUUACGCGCCCAGCCAUAUAAGCGAUCAACCCCUGACAUCGCCAGCAGCCGGCGCCCUGGCGCCUCAACACGCCCCUCAGAAUCUUCCUCAGAAUUCCGCUCAACUAACCAGGAACUGCCCACAGAAUCACAUGCACCACGGCUAUUAUCCCAACUAUGGCUGCCAGGGACCAAUGAACGCUAGCUGCACCGGGAACCCGAACGGUCACAUGAACCACCACACGAAUCUAUCCUGCGUUCCACCGAAUCAUGGCCCUGUGACUCAGCAACAAUGUGGUCAGAUGCGGCCAGCCGGGAAUUGUCAACAGAUGGCGAUGCAUUGCAAUCAACAACCGGUUAUGCAUAAUCAACCGGGCAUGAACCAUCCAAGUUCACAGUGUAGCCAAACCAGCCAAUGCACCAGGCCAAUGAUGACACCGAAUGGUCCUGUGUCGAACCUACACACCAACCAGCAGACCACGGUAACGAACCAGUGUCCUCAAAUGGCGUCACCUUGCUCUCAGUUGAGCAUAAACAAUCAAACGAAACCGAUGGCCAACAUGACCGCUAUCCAGGGAUGUCAACAACAACCCCCGCCGCAACCAGUGUCCCCCUGCAUGCAGAUGACCAAUUGUUCGCACACGAACGGGGCCCAUCGGCCGGCCGUGGAUAAUAAUUUGCUCAAACGAAUGUCACCGCAGCUCUGCACCGGUCAACCGAACACCUGCAGGAUGCAACAACAGCAAACGUGUAAUUGUCAGACUCGUACGAACCCACCGAAUCACCAACAGUUCACCUGUAAUUGCCAGUGGAACUACGGCGAUCAUUGCUACCACGAGCAACCCGGUGCUACCAUGCCAGAGAUUCAGUGCAGGGACAUCAGCCAAUCGCAACAAGGCUCGCCGAUGAAGCCACCGUUAGGGAUGAGGCAAGACUCUUACAGAAGGACACUCGAGUACGUGCAACAGUGUAGAAACUGGUCGGAGAGCGCGAACACACACGAGACCAACGUCUCCAGCUCCACACAUCCGAUGUCGUUGCCGCAACCACUGCCAACCAGCGCCAACAUGGUGGUGAACGACAUGUCAUCCUCCUUGAGCUCGUUGCUCGAGGAGAACAGAUACUUACAGAUGAUCCAGUGA